AUGCAGAGAACAUUCUUAGAAACUUCAAAAUUGAUGAUCCAAUACCUCAACCCCUUAGAAUUCACCGUUAGAAAAUUUGGAGCCUUGUGGGCCUCAAAAAACAGUGAAACAAAGUACAGCUCGGAAGAAAAAUUAAAAGAGGGAAAUGACAAAAAAAAUGACUCCCGUGAAGAGAUAGAAUGUGAAUAUUGCCAUAAGAUAUUAACAUCUAAAUUGUCACUGAGAAACCAUUAUAAAAUACACACAGGCUUUGACGUUGUAUGUGAGCACUGUGGAAAAAAAUUCAUAACCCGGCGUUUGCUUCUGAUGCACUGUCGAGCAAAACAUGGUUAUGAGAAGACAGAUAAAUGCUCAUAUUGUGACUAUAAGGCAUCCAAUGCAGAACAGGUUAAAAUUCACGAGAGGCUCCACACAGGGGAAAAACCUUAUGUUUGCAAGGAAUGCAAUGCUGGUUUUCAUAGAAAAAGUAGUUAUUUACAACAUAUAGCUAUACAUCUACCGGAGAAGACUGUUCAGUGUGACCAGUGUCCAGCACGGUUCAAAUCUGUAACACUAAUGCGUAUACACAAAAACAGACACAGAGCACCACAAUACAGAUAUAAGUGUGGUGUAUGUGAUAAUAGUUUUGCAAGACGAAGGAACGCUGCCAGACAUUUGCAAAGAGUUCAUGGUGUCCCACCUGACCAUCAUAUACAUAGACAUAAUAUACAUUGACAUAUUUCUAGUAUUAACUAUACAAUGAGAUAAUUGUGGUAGACAAGACAAAAAGUAUCUGUUGUUGUGCAUUUAAAUCCUGACUACAAUUUUUCUUAUGUAGUAACACUAGAUCAUACAAGGAAGGUAAUCUUUUAAAGGUAACCGGGAUGUCUAUAAAAGAAAUUGAUCAAAGAAUCAACGUCAAAGAUCCACUCUAAGGCCAAGAACUUCAUGGUUAAAGCCAUACUGUUAAUAAAAUAAAAUUGGAGAUAGGUGGAAUUUGCAAGUGGGCAUAAACUCUUCUAUAAUGUUUUAAGACCAGUUGUAAAGAAAAAUGGCAUGCAUGGAUAUGGAAGUGACAUCAUUGUUGGUUAAACAAGACUCUUUAAAAUGAUUCACUAAUAUACACAACAUCUAAAAAUAUUGGUUGUUUGUAAAGUAGGUUUACGAUCGAGAUGUUUACGUGACAACGUCUUAUUGGUGAUAUAAGUUUUUGGGAAGUAAGGAAUUAAUGA
Messenger RNA from Pieris napi, 1211 nucleotides. RefSeq names its product gastrula zinc finger protein XlCGF67.1-like. Lineage: Eukaryota; Metazoa; Arthropoda; Insecta; Lepidoptera; Pieridae. Bases 1 to 714 code for a protein of 237 amino acids. Gene Ontology annotation, cellular component: nucleus. The transcript is spliced from 6 exons. The record is from RefSeq and is a predicted model, not a curated record.